AUGGAAAUAGACCAUUUUCAACAAAAGAAUGAUAUUGAUAAUAAUCUUGGAGAAUCAGUUAUUUUAUCAAAAUAUAGAACCGUUCUUCCAGAAAUUAUUAAAAAAUUGGCUCCAGGAACAUCUGUAGCUGAAUUAUGCCAAUAUGGUGAUAAACUUAUUUUCUCUCACACAUCAAAAGUUUAUAAUAAAAAACAAGUAGAAAAAGGUAUAGCUUUACCAACAAUGAUUUGUGUAAAUCAUUAUUUACAAUAUUUCUCUCCAUUACCUGGUGAGAAUGAUGUAAUCCUUAAAAAUGGUGAUGUAGUUAAAAUAGAAUUGGGAGUUCAUAUUGAUGGAUAUAUUGCAACCGCAGCUCAUACGACAAUAUUAAAUCCAAAUCCUCAACAACCAGUCACUGGUAGAGUUGCGGAUGUUUUAGCAGCAGCCUAUUAUGGAUCAGAAGUUGCCUUAAGAUUACUUAAACCGGGAAAUAGAGCAAUGGAUAUUGUAGAUGCAGUAAAUUUAGUAGCUCAACAAUAUAAAUGUGUUCCAGUAGAAGGUUCAUCUAUUCAAUUAAUUCGUCGUUAUUUAUUACAAGCAGAAAAAUCGGCAAUUUUAAAUCCAUCACUUGAUGAUAAUAUUUUGGAUAAUGAUUUCAUAAUUCAUUCAAAUGAAGUUUAUAGUGUUAAUUUAAUUAUGAGUAGUGGUGAAGGAUUGGUUAAAGAAUCAGAAGCGAAACCAACAAUUUAUCAAAGAAAUGUUAAUGAAUCAUAUAAUUUGAAAUUGAAAGCUGCCAGAGCUGUAUUUAAAAAGAUAAUUAAUACUUAUAGCGUUUUUCCUUUCUCUACGAGUGGGAAAUCAUUGAGAAUUACUGCUUCCCUUCCUUUACCUUAUGUUCAUUCAGAAUUAUCCAUUCCACCUGAUACUGAUACUGCUAAAUUAUUGAAUGAGGAAGUUAAAUCUGUUAAAUAA
Messenger RNA from Diversispora eburnea, 951 nucleotides. NCBI's taxonomy places the organism in Eukaryota, Fungi, Glomeromycota, Glomeromycetes, Diversisporales, Diversisporaceae. The record is from the annotation of a GenBank genome assembly.